AUGGAGGGUAGCGACGCAAAGAACCUUGUAUUUGGGGGAGGAAAAUUAGACUCGACCCGACCGUAUGAGGAAACGGGCUGCGUCGAGGUUUUGCUUCCCAAUGGAACAACACAGUUCUUCUUCAUCAAGGUCUAUUCGAAAGAAGGCGGAGUUAACAUGAUCAAGAGUGAGUUCGGUUCAAUGAACGAGACACCCACUUCCUCCCGUGCGAGUUCUGAAGAUGACCAACCAUAUGCCUGA
Penicillium soppii is the source of this 240-nucleotide messenger RNA. RefSeq lists its product as uncharacterized. Lineage: Eukaryota; Fungi; Ascomycota; Eurotiomycetes; Eurotiales; Aspergillaceae. Bases 1 to 240 code for a protein of 79 amino acids. The transcript is spliced from 3 exons. The record is from RefSeq and is a predicted model, not a curated record.